Messenger RNA from Exophiala spinifera, 1596 nucleotides. RefSeq lists its product as uncharacterized. The transcript has 4 exons. The coding region runs from base 1 to 1596 and encodes 531 amino acids. NCBI's taxonomy places the organism in Eukaryota, Fungi, Ascomycota, Eurotiomycetes, Chaetothyriales, Herpotrichiellaceae. Gene Ontology annotation, molecular function: carbohydrate:proton symporter activity. The record is from RefSeq and is a predicted model, not a curated record. Gene Ontology annotation, biological process: carbohydrate transport; transmembrane transport. Gene Ontology annotation, cellular component: membrane.
AUGGGCUCAAGAAGGCACAGGUCUGCUCACUCGAGCAUCUACAAUAGGCUCGUAACCGUGGCUGUCGCUUUUGGUUCCAUGACCUACGGAUAUUGUUCAGCCAUUAUCGGGAGUACCAUUGGACAACCUGGCUGGUACCAAUACUUUGAUCUUCCCAUGCAAGGUGAACCAGGCUAUGGCGGCAAAACCACAGAUGCCAUAUCAACUGCCAACGGCCUUUACAGUGCUGGUGGAGCAGUUGGAUCUCUCUUCAUCAUGUGGUCAGCCACUGCGCUUGGUCGCAAACGAAGCAUUCAACUCGGUGCUAUCCUAGCCAUCAUCGGCGGUGCCUUCCAAAUGUUCCAAGUCGGUCGAGUCAUUUCAGGUUUAGGGAUCGGCAUACUGGUCACAGCCUGUCCGAUGUACCUGUCCGAAUUGGCACCACCUCAGAACCGAGGAUGGCUUGUUGGACACCACGCCAUUUUCCUCGUUUUUGGCUACAUGCUCUCAGGCUGGUUAGGUUACGCCUGCUAUUUCGCAACGGACAAGAACGCAUCCUUCGCGUGGAGGUUUCCUCUGUGCAUUCAGACGCUUCCACCACUGGUGCUGCUUGUCACAUCGAUCUGGAUUCCACGCUCACCUCGAUGGCUGUUACAGCAAGGUAAGAUUGAGGAAGCAUGGAAAGUCAUUCAAGCCCUACGAAAGUCUCCCGACGACCCCGACGAUCUCGUUGCAAAGGAAGAGCUGUACCAAACCAAAGAGCAAAUCGCACUCGAUUCAGCCAAGCUCAAAGCCAUCGGCUACGGUCCGUGGAUGGCAUGCAUCAAGAAAAAGAGUUAUCGCAAACGAUUAAUCAUUGGGUUUUUGACUCAAUGGGGUGCUGAGUUUGCUGGGCCUCUGGUCAUUAAUAACUACUCCGUCAUCCUGUACACCAAUCUGGGUCAAACAGGUUCAAUGCCUCUCCUCCUCUCCGCGCUCUGGCUUACGACUGCGGGCGUAAUCUACAACCCGGGCGGAGCAUGGCUGCAUGACCGAGUCAACUCUCGUCGGUGGAUGUACAUGAUUGGCACCGCGGGCUGUCUGGUCACAACGUCAUGUCUCUGCGCCAUGAUCGCCACAUAUGCCGGAACGACGAACCAAGCCGGCAACGCGGCUGGCGUCUUUUUCGUCUUCUUCUACCUCACCUUCCAAGGCACCUUCUGCGACACGACCAUGUACCUGUACGUCAGCGAGAUUUUCCCGACGGAAAUUCGUCCGAUCGGCAUGGGGUUCAGCCUGUUUGGCCAAUUCGCCGCCACAAUCAUCUUGCUCCAGACCGCGCCCAUCGGCAUCAACAACGUUGGCUGGAAGUAUUAUCUUGUCAUUGUCUGCUGGUGUAUCGUUUAUUUGCCCAUGAUAUAUUUCUUCUGGCCCGAGACGGCACGAUUGAGUCUGGAGGAGAUCUCGGCCAAGUUUGGCGACGACGUGGCAGUUCAUGUCAAUGACGUGAGUGAUGAGCAAAGACGAGAACUGGACGAGUUUCUCAAGAGUAAAGAUAUCGUCCAUUCGGAGGUGUCGGGGGUGAAUGAGCCAAAGCAAGACCCUACCGAGAUCACCGAGACGGGUAUGAAGGUGUGA